This is a messenger RNA of Arabis nemorensis, 858 nucleotides long. The record is from the annotation of a GenBank genome assembly. NCBI's taxonomy places the organism in Eukaryota, Viridiplantae, Streptophyta, Magnoliopsida, Brassicales, Brassicaceae.
AUGAGUUUCUGCGGAUAUCCUGCGGAUGUAUAUGUGCUUGAAGAGUCUGGAUAUUCUACGUUUGAGAGGUACCGCAUAUUACGUCCGAUACGUUUAGUAACGGUGGAGGCGUUCUCGUGUUGCUAUACUCCGACCGUGGUAGGGGAGUUCGGUAUCCAAUUAUCAACCCAUACUUGUGUGCUAACGCCGUUGCCAAUGGAGAGAGAGCUGAAUGAAGAUGGUGUGGAUUUGCAGACAAGGAAACCAAUUAGGAGAAAUCUCUUCGGCGGAGAAGGAGAGUCGAAUGACGAAGAAGCUCAGACGUGGGUCCAUAAGGAGCGGGCUGUGACUGGAGAGGAAGAAAUCUUUGGAAAGCGACCAACGGUGAGUGAGACGGACGAAUCCUCUAACGAUGGGCCGAUGAAGAAGAGGGACAACAUUGCUCGGCAGCACGCUAUCGCCUCUCAAUUAUGUGAACCAUCGAAAGCAAUGGCUCCGACGGCGUCGGUAGCGGUAGCGAAUCCCCAAAAAUCUGUUGACGACGAGAGGCGGCCAACGGCGGAGAAAAUCUCGGAGAAGGACAAAUGGGAAGCCUAUAUUAGGGCUGCUCAUGUUGGGCCCGAACCGGUGUUGGGCCUAGGAGAUAUAAUUUAUCCUUUUAAGGGCCUCUUUGAUGAAUCAGGCCCACUAGUGAAAGCACCAAGAGAGGGUGAUUUGGGCCCUAAGAGAGUUCGACAAAGAGACAGGCCCAAAACUGGAAAAAGCCCAAAAACAUACUUGGUGUGCCCGUCGUCUUCGGUGAUGGCUCUUCUCGCGAGGAAAAAUUCAAAGAAAAUACAAGACUCGCUGGUUGGGGAGAAACCACUGGCAAUCGCUUAA